Amphibalanus amphitrite is the source of this 3501-nucleotide messenger RNA. RefSeq lists its product as uncharacterized. The transcript is spliced from 11 exons. The coding region runs from base 453 to 3125 and encodes 890 amino acids. Gene Ontology annotation, molecular function: zinc ion binding. The record is from RefSeq and is a predicted model, not a curated record. Lineage: Eukaryota; Metazoa; Arthropoda; Thecostraca; Balanomorpha; Balanidae.
GAUGCCAAUUGUUUUUAAUAAAUAACUUUUGAACUAACAGGUAUAGGGCAUAGGCAGAACACCAUGGUGUUUCUCUCAAUGAGACACACCAGAAUACAUAAUUUUUUGAGUAAAAGCAAGGUCAAAUGCUUAUCUUGGGUCAAGGGCAAAAGGCCACUCAAAUGGGUUAUGCUGCAUAUCAUUUGAUGUCUCGAUGAGAGAAACACAAUGACACCAUUACCAAUCACAGCCCACAGCCACAGGUCUGUAUCACUUUUCAAUCAAAAUCUAUUUAAAAACUAUUAUGACCCAAAAAAGCCUCUAUGUGACAUCAUUGACCUUAACAGAGGUUAUAUAGUCAACAUUUUUACCUGGUGACAUGUGCUUCUACAUAACAUUGAUGACUAUUAUACGUAUAUUGUUAAAUACCUAUUACCAAACAUCAUGGCAGGCACCCAGAUAUAAAUAUUGUUAUGCUUCAGAUGGAUGACCUUUCUGAGGAUGACUUUGUUGACUCCAUUCAUGAUGGGAUGUCUAAAGCCCAGCAGACUUUGCCGCCAGAGAAGCUGCAAUGCUCUAGAUGUGGGCAAAAGUUGCAGUCCAAAUACCAGCUCAGGCUGCAUGUUCAAGAACAUCACCCCAUGGUGCACCAGUGCCAGCUGUGCUCCUUCUCAUCACAUGCUUUGUCCGACUUGAGGGAACACCUGACCACAACUCACAGAAACUCGAAGUUAGCCUGCGACUGGUGUCAGCACGUGGCUGUCUCAGCUGAGGCUCUGCGCAGGCACUUGCGGUCCGCUCACGUGUCUGCGGGUGAUCAACAACCAGAGAAGCUACCGCCCCAAAACUUUGCAUGCUGCUAUGGGGCACACGAUUUUGAAGGAGGCUGCCAAGCGCGCUUCAGUAACCGUGCUGACCUCCGGAAACAUCUGGCUGAACAGCACGACGCCCGCUCAGCUGAGGAGAAGAUCGAAGUAUCUUUGUCUUCCAAGGCUGAGUUCGACAACUGGAAAAUGGACCAAGAACGACGGAGAGGUGUUUUCUACCGCCGCGUUUCUUCUCGUCCCGGGCAAAAGACCCUCUUCGAGUGUUCACGGUCUGGUGUCCACGCGCCCUCCGGGUCUGGCCGUCGCCGACUGAAGUCGCAGGGUUCCUCCAAGCUGGGCGUUAAAUGCACGUCCACCCUGCUAAUGCUACAGCAUGACGACGGUACCGUCACGGCCGUGCUGCACCCUCACCACCACGGGCACAGUGAGGGCGCUGCUAACCUGCCGCAUCUCCGCAUUCCAGCCGGUGACCGCGCCACUGCGAAAGCACAACUCGCUGCUGGUAUUUCCACGGCACGUGUCAUGCGUAACAUGAGGGAGCGAUGCGGCAACGACUCCGACGCCGGCCCAAGUCGGGCAUUCUGGGUCCAAAGGAAGGACAUUCAAAACAUAUGCCGAUCGAUCGGCAUCAGUGCGGGCGGCGACAGCAACAAGCAUUCCAACGAAGUGGUCAGCGUCCGAAUGCACGCGGAGCAGCUCCGAUCUUCAGACCAGCACCAUCUUUUGACGCUCAAGCUGCCAGACGAAGAGGGUUCGAGCGGCACUGAGUCUCUUCAGGCCGACGACUUCGUGUUUGGCUUUUGUACAAGUCACCAGCUAAAGAAGUUUGUGCAGCAUGGGAGUGCCGUCGUUUGUAUGGAUGGCACCCACGGCACAAGUGGACAUGACUUCCAUCUGAUCACGGUGCUCGUCCUCAACGAAUACGGCGCCGGUAUUCCCGUUGCCUGGCUUAUCUCCAGCCGCGAAGACGAGACGGCGAUAUCCUGCCUUCUAGGUGGCCUCAUGCGAGCGUGCAGCGACGACAACACGCCUUUUCCCACGGCAAAGUAUUUCAUGUCGGACAAGGCCCCGGCAUAUUACAACGCGUGGACCAACACUACAGGGCAGCACGCUACACAGCACCUUUUGUGCGCGUGGCAUGUGGUGAAAGCGUGGAAGGGCAAGCUGCCCAUGAUCAGCGACAUGGUUGCCCGCCAAGAGGCCUACGAUGCCCUGUGGGGCAUCAUGCAUGAGGCGGAGGAGGCCAAGGCGGUGGCGGCAGCCAAGGCGGUGGCGGAUAGCCUGCUGUCACACGCCAACACCCGCGAGUUCGGCCGCUACUUCCGCGCCACCUGGCUGGAGUGCGUCCCCAAAUGGACGCUGGGCAGGAGGGACGCGGCGGGCGUGUCUACAAACAUGCACGUUGAGGCGUUCCACCGGGUCCUGAAAUAUCAGUACCUGGAGGGACGCGUCAACAAGAGAGUGGACAAGUGCAUCGCAGCUCUGCUCAAGUUCGCCGACGACCAGAUGGUGACAAUGGCCCGGAGGCAGCUCUGGCAGGCUCGAAGCCUCCACGGCGAGGAGAUCGCCAAACGCCACGCCACCGCCGCCGAACUCGUCCGGAGCCAACAGGCGGCGGUCUCCCCGGUGACGGACAGCCUCCUGCCGGCGUGGGAGGUUCGGUGCGGUGCAGGCGACUCCAGCCGCUCCUACCGGGUGGAGCAGGAACACCGCCAGUGCCCGGAGAUCGGCUGCCAGCAGCGGUGCCACGAGUGCCGGGCCUGCGUCCACCACCUGCGGUGCAGCUGUCCGGACUGGACGGGCCACAAGCUGAUGUGCAAGCACAUUCAUGCUGCGUGCCUGCUCGUGGAUGGCCUGUCGUCCCAGCUGACCGUGCCCGAUCCGCAGAGGCCUGAUUCUCCGCCGGAAGUGGUGGACGAGCCCCCGCCGCCGCCGCCGCCGAGCCGUCCUGCCGACAAACAGCGCGCACUGGCCGAACUGGCGGCGGUGUCGGCGCGGCUGGCCGCGGUGCCGGAGGGCGCCGGGGCACUCUUCGCCGCGGCCAUCGUCAAGAUCGGCGAGUUGAAUCAGCUGGUUGCUGCCGUUCCCCAGGCUGAUCACGUCUCCAGCGAACAACUCGGAGACACGCUGAACCGACCGUGGAAUGCGCGGAUAGUGCCUCAGCCGUGCUUCCGGUCGCGGCGGGCCAAGCGACCUCGGGUGGCGCCUUCGGCGGUGCACUCGGACAGCGCCGCGGCGAGCGAGCUCGUCACGAGUCUCAGCCAUGGCGACUCGGGACGCGAGCGAGUACCCCAGGUGCACCAGGAUCACACAUAUUAGCCCGCACCUAGGGGGGGGGGGGGGGGGAGUGGGCUUGAGUGGGUUGGGCUGGUAAUACGUGCUAACACCCCCACCGCACGCACCCCAAAGCAUGUGACAGCUCUCCGCGCUCGUUCGUUUAAAUGGACUGUAUGCUGUGAUAUGCUGUUAGUGUAAGAGUGAUGAGAUUUAGGUGAAAUCGGCGAAACGAACCGAUUGCACACUUCACCGAGCUCAUAUCCGCAUCGAGCUCAUAGCCUAAUCUUAACUAUUAUUACGGAGCGAGCGAAGCGAGCGUAGUCUUUCCUUAGAUUAACGGAAAUUUCUGAGUAUGAGCGGCCGGCCGGCCGGCCGGCCGGCCGUGGUCACGCUUUUGCGAGGCUUAUAUCUCAGCAAC